Molecule: messenger RNA, 1480 nt
Organism: Sabethes cyaneus
Lineage: Eukaryota; Metazoa; Arthropoda; Insecta; Diptera; Culicidae
Gene: Vamp7
Product: vesicle-associated membrane protein 7
Exons: 4
Coding region: 349-1062 (237 amino acids)
Biological process (GO): vesicle fusion; exocytosis
Cellular component (GO): SNARE complex; membrane
Molecular function (GO): SNARE binding; SNAP receptor activity
Source: RefSeq, a predicted model, not a curated record
CUCCUUUGUAAUAUUAUUUAUCGUGUUUUAUGCGUUUUACGUUGUGCGCAUCAAAAUAAAAAUUCUGUGGCCGUAGACUGAUUGCAAAACUACAUUCCGUUCCGUUUUCAACAAAAAUAACGAAACGGGCAGUGUGUGUUAACGUAACCGUAGAAAAGUGUGGUGUUCUUUGUGUUUUCGAUCCUGUAAACACUCGUGAUCCAGUUUGCAAAGUUUGCCAAUCAAUGAUAUCGUUCGUGAAGGACUGUUGUUUGCGUUAAUAUUAGUGUUCGAGGCAGUUUUUAAGCUUAUUUUCUUGUUAUCUGGCUACCCAACCCGCCGGAGCCGGUAGAAGUAAUUCCGAACAGAAUGCCGAUUCUGUACAGUGUGAUUACCCGCGGGCAGACGGUUCUGGCCAAGUACGCGGAGUGUGUCGGUAACUUUGCCGAAGUGACGGAGCAGAUUAUACCGAAAAUCAAACUGGACGACCACAAGCUGACCUACUCGCACGGCAACUACCUGAUCCACUACAUCUGCGAGAAUCGGAUUAUCUACAUGUGCAUUACGGACGAUGGCUUCGAACGAUCACGGGCCUUUAUGUUUCUGACGGAGAUCAAGAAAAAGUUCAUCCAAACUUACGGCCUGACGGUGGCGACCGCCAUCGCGUACGCCAUGAAUACGGAAUUUUCCCGCACCCUGGCCAGCGAGAUGAAGCACUACAGCGAAUCGCGCAACAUUGACGCCAUCAGCCAGGUGCAUGGGCAAAUCGACGAACUGAAGGACAUCAUGGUGAAGAACAUCGAGAACAUCACGAACCGGGGCGAACGGCUGGAACUGCUGGUGAAUCAGACGGAGAAUUUACGGAAUAAUUCGGUGCAAUUUCGGCAAACUUCCCGCAACCUAGCACGGACAAUGUUCUGGCGCAGCGUUCGAAUGUAUUGUUUAGUCGCGGCGAUUUUGGUGUUUGUUAUCUACAUUGUGGUCAGCAUGGCAUGCGGCGGUUUGCUGUGGCAAAGCUGUGUCCACGGGGGUAGUCCCAAGGCCCCGGAUACUCCGGCACCACCGUCACUGGAUGGACUUUAGAAAUGAGGGGAAAAGAUUAAGCUAAUCGAUUUGGACUGGAGAUGGCUUCGGAUUGACUUUUCGGAUUACAUCAAUCGAUACUGGACGGAUGUUGUGGGUAGCGGGAUUUGUAUUGUCUUCUUGAUUCGAUUUCUUGUUCCGAAAAAACAAAGUGUACAUCCGGGGGAAAACCUACGUAAAAUUUAAUCAAAUAAAAAAAUCGUCAAGAGUUUACAUUUUAUAGAUUGGACCGGAACUUUUAGAGCAUUGUGGACUGUCUGAAAUCAAAAAAGUAUCUUACAUAGUAGGUUCUAGGUGAUAAAAAACUAGUUGCGUUUGGGUUUCGCCCGAAACGGACGCUGAUAUUUUUGCGAAUUUGUUUGAACCUUCAUUUAUUCUUUAUGAAAUAUGCAUAUACCUAAUACACGGACACGUUAUC